Molecule: messenger RNA, 249 nt
Organism: Strongylus vulgaris
Lineage: Eukaryota; Metazoa; Nematoda; Chromadorea; Rhabditida; Strongylidae
Source: the annotation of a GenBank genome assembly
AUGUCGAAGUCAGAAUCGGCCUCUGAAUAUGAGAUUCAGUACCGGUCGACGAUCCAACCGAGGACUGCCGUCAGAUCGCAGUCCCGGCAGAGUGGGAACUACGUCUCCGGCGGAGCCGGUGGCGGCGGCGGUGGUAAUUCUUUUGAUCGAACUAAACGUCAUUCUUCUUUUAAAAAUUUUUCUCCGGAAGGAAUGUCGAUGAAUGCUCUUCCGUGGGGUGUGGCCCAAGUGGAUUGUCCUCGUCCUUAA